This is a messenger RNA of Camellia sinensis, 2041 nucleotides long. The record is from RefSeq and is a predicted model, not a curated record. NCBI's taxonomy places the organism in Eukaryota, Viridiplantae, Streptophyta, Magnoliopsida, Ericales, Theaceae.
ACACUACACUGAUGUCCUACUAAGUACUAAACAUCAUUAUUGAUUUGAAUUGCAGUUGAAGAGGAACUAGUGGAACCAAAUCCAUUAUUUCUUUGCUUCUCCAUUGAUACUGUAUGUGGUGGAAAAUAAUUGCCGGCACUGAAGAAGAAAUGGAGGAGGGCACGACUAACAGCACUAUUGACCGGUAUGCCAAGCUCACAAAGGGCUCUUGGUGCAGUCAAUUCUAUAAUGGCUCCAACCCUUGGAUGGCCAGAUAUGUUUAUGGCCUAAUGUUUCUCGUUGCAACUUUUCUUGCAUGGGCAGUUCGAGAUUAUGGCCAUAGCGCCUUGAAAGAAAUGGAAAGACUAAAAGGAUGUGGAGGUGGCAAGGAGUGUUUGGGUACAGAAGGAGUUCUGCGAGUGAGCUUGGGAUGUUUUAUAUUCUAUUUUGUAAUGUUUCUUUCUACAGUUGGUACCUCAAAGUUGUGCACACCAAGAGAAUUGUGGCAUUCUGGAUGGUGGUCUGCCAAGAUUCUUUUGAUGAUUGGACUGACGGUGCUGCCCUUUUUUGUUCCUUCAGUUGUUAUUCACCUUUAUGGGGAUCUUGCGCAUUUUGGUGCCGGGGUCUUUUUACUAAUUCAGCUAAUCAGCAUCAUUAGUUUCAUUACAUGGAUAAAUGAUUGUUGUCAUUCUGACAAAAAUUCUGACAAAUGCCAUAUCCAAGUGAUGUUACUUGCAACAACUGCAUAUGUUUUAUGCAUUAUGGGGAUCAUUUCGAUGUACAUUUGGUAUGCACCAGACUCAUCGUGCCUUCUUAACAUUUUCUUCAUCACCUGGACACUAGUACUCCUCCAACUCAUGACCAGUGUCUCUCUCCACCCAAAAGUGAAUGCUGGCUUCUUGACACCAGGGCUUAUGGGGCUUUAUGUGGUGUUCCUCUGCUGGAGUGCCAUAAGAAGCGAACCACCAGAAGAAAAGUGCAUCAAGAAAGUGGGAGCAGCAGCCAAAGGAGACUGGUUAACCAUCAUAAGCUUGGUUGUUGGAGUACUUGCAAUUGUUAUUGCAACAUUUUCAACAGGCAUUGAUUCCCAAUGUUUUCAGGUGCAGUUUAAGAAGAAGGAAAGAGAGUCUGAAGAUGAUGUUCCAUACGGGUUUGGCUUCUUCCAUUUCGUUUUCGCCACAGGAGCCAUGUAUUUUGCUAUGCUAUUGAUUGGUUGGAAUACUCAUCAUACCAUGAAAAGGUGGACAAUUGAUGUCGGUUGGACCAGCACUUGGGUUAGAAUAGUAAACGAAUGGCUUGCGGUUUGCCUUUACAUAUGGAUGCUGGUAGCACCAAUAGUGUGGAAAAGCAGACAGUCAGUAGCUGAAUCAGUGUAAGGGUGUCCUGAUGAAUUAUUUUCCAAAGGUUGCCUCCAUUCUUGUGAUGUGCAUAUAUAUAUUCUCCAGUUCAUCUUGAGGGAAGCUUAGAAAACCUUAAAAGAGGGUGCUCUAUGCGACUAUGAUGUAAUAGAUUUUCUUGUUCUAUACAGCCCUGCACAUUGACAUGAUUAGAAAGGCAUUUUUAUUAUUUGUAAAUACUCUCUACUUGAGGAAACAUUUACGCAACCAUAAAUCUCCCUCUAUAUGUUCUUGGUUUAAAUUCAUCAAUAGUAUUUCUUUAUUUCUUUUUCAUUUUUUGUCUCCCUUUUGGAAACCCAUUCAGACCUCAAUCUGUUUUUUAUUCUAAAACUUCAUCCUUACGUGUCAAGUUUUUUAAUAAAUAAAAUUUAUAAAAUUUGUUAAUUUGUAUAGCAUUUUCUUACCCGAAUCAACUGCUUUUAUUUCAAGUUUUUAAAAGAAAGCUUUAAAAGAUAGGAGGACGUGGCAUAUGCCACCAACCAUAUCAACAUCAAUAGCAAAAAUAAUUAGCAAAACACAAUAUAUGCUUUACAAACAUUCAAUUUUAUAAAAUUACUGACAAAAUAUGACCUCACUCAAUUGUGAAGAAAAUUUUAUAAUCAUACAAAAAAGUGAAUAAAAAAUAGCUUAAAAUUUUGAUAAAAAUUUUUGGGGAGCAGCAGUCA